AUGAAGCGCUUCAGUCAACGUGUGCUGUCGCGCGGCAAGGACCCUAGCAAAUCAUCCAAGAAGAACAAGGAUUCCAAAGACGGCACGGCGUCCCCAUCUUCACGCGACGGCAACAACCAAUCCCCGAACCUGACGCCCUCCUCAUCGAACUCGAAUCUUACCGACGGCCGCAACAAGAACGCGCCCGGAGGCGCCGCGGGCGCUGGAGCGGACCACGCUGCUGGUCAGCCUUCCAACCUGUCUAAUGUAGUCCAGUCGGGGAGCGUGUCGGAUCGCUUUGGCCCAUCCGGCGGUGCCAACAGCCCUAAUGGUGGCAGCGCAAACUCGAGGAUGCCCCCGUCCGUGGUUGUCAGUCAAACGCCCGGGCACGUCCCUCCGCCAGGUGCCGCAGAGACCAUGCCAACAGAUCUUGCCCCGCCCAAGGCAGGCCAGAAAUCGAUGCUGCUACACCGAGGCAUCGACAACCGCGAUGCGAUCCCUGAGGGUCUACGAACGCCGAAACGACAGCAUUCGUCUCGCUUCGACAUCUCGGCCCAUCGCGAACUCGAAAAGCUACCAGGAUUUCAUGAAGUGCCGCCCAACCGCCGCCAAGAGCUCUUCAUGCAAAAGAUCGAUCAGUGCAAUGUCAUCUUUGACUUUAACGAUGCCAGUGGUGAUAUGAAGUCGAAAGAGAUCAAACGCCUGGCGCUUCACGAGCUUCUCGACUAUGUCGCCAACAACAGACAGGUCAUUACAGAGCCCAUGUACCCUCGAGUCGUGGACAUGUUCUCUAAGAACUUGUUCCGACCCAUUCCGCCGCCGAUUAACCCCCAAGGCGAAGCUUUUGACCCUGAAGAGGACGAGCCUGUGCUCGAAGUCGCUUGGCCGCACAUCCAGGUAGUCUAUGAGUUCUUCCUGCGGUUCAUUGAAAGCCAGGACUUCAACACCAACAUUGCGAAAGCCUACAUCGACCACAGCUUUGUGUUGCAGCUGCUGGAGCUCUUCGAUUCCGAGGAUCCCCGCGAACGCGACUUCCUCAAGACGACGCUUCAUCGCAUAUAUGGAAAGUUCCUCAAUCUGAGGUCCUUUAUCCGUCGCUCGAUCAACAACGUAUUCUUCCAGUUCACGUACGAGACAGAGAGAUUCAAUGGCAUCGCCGAGCUCCUGGAGAUCCUCGGCUCCAUUAUCAACGGUUUUGCACUGCCACUCAAAGAGGAGCACAAGAUCUUCCUAACCCGGGUUCUGCUUCCGUUGCACAAGCCCAAGAGUUUGAGCAUGUAUCACCCGCAACUGGCGUACUGCAUCGUCCAGUUCCUGGAGAAAGAUGCAUCUCUAACCGAAGAUGUCGUUCUGGGUCUUCUGCGCUAUUGGCCAAAGGUCAAUAGCACCAAGGAAGUUAUGUACUUGAACGAAGUCGAGGACAUCUUCGAGGUCAUGGAUCCGGCUGAAUUUGCCAAAGUGCAAGAACCGCUUUUCCAUCAGCUCGCCAAAUCCGUUGCCAGCCCCCACUUCCAAGUCGCUGAGCGUGCUCUGUACUUCUGGAACAAUGAGUACUUCUGCAACCUGGUCAGCGAUAACGUAGAGAUCAUUCUCCCGAUCAUGUUCGCCCCUCUCUACGAAAACUCAAAAGGACACUGGAACAGGACAAUCCAUGGUAUGGUAUAUAAUGCCAUGAAACUUUUCAUGGAGAUCAACCCCCAGUUGUUCGACGACUGCUCGCAUGAGUACACAGAGCAGCAGAACAGCGCUGCUGCUCGAGAAGCCAUGCGUGAGCGAAAAUGGGCCGCUCUGGCCGAGAGGGCUGAGCAACAGAGAGAGAUCAACGGCACUGGUCGCGCGCAAGGAGGGAACUUGGCUCGAGUAGAGGAAGUCGACCCUGCAGCCGAAGAGAACCAGAAGCGCCUCGACUCACUCAACCUCCAGGAUAAUCCUGGCCGCCGCCCAGCGCACGAGCGACAGGGCUCGGCAGCAUCAGCCGGGAGCAGAUGA
Molecule: messenger RNA, 1968 nt
Organism: Emericellopsis cladophorae
Lineage: Eukaryota; Fungi; Ascomycota; Sordariomycetes; Hypocreales; Bionectriaceae
Product: Serine/threonine-protein phosphatase 2A 56 kDa regulatory subunit delta isoform
Exons: 5
Coding region: 1-1968 (655 amino acids)
Biological process (GO): signal transduction
Cellular component (GO): protein phosphatase type 2A complex
Molecular function (GO): protein phosphatase regulator activity
Source: RefSeq, a predicted model, not a curated record